This is a messenger RNA of Funneliformis caledonium, 909 nucleotides long. NCBI's taxonomy places the organism in Eukaryota, Fungi, Glomeromycota, Glomeromycetes, Glomerales, Glomeraceae. The record is from the annotation of a GenBank genome assembly.
AUGGAAGAAUACGUAAAAAUUUUACAACGUCGUAUCAUUAAAGAAAUCGAAUUGGUUGAUGGUAACAAAUUCAAAAUUGAUCGUUGGGAAAGACCUCAAGGUGGUGAGGGAAUUUCUUGUAUCUUGCAAGAUGGAAAAAUUUUUGAAAAAGCCGGUGUAAAUAUUUCAAUCGUUCAUGGGAAUUUACCUGAAUCAGCAAUACAGCAAAUGAAAUCUCGUAAUAAAGACCUUGAUCCGUCAAAUGGACCUUAUCCAUUUUUCGUCGCAGGAAUUUCAAUAGUUAUGCAUCCACAUAACCCUUAUGCACCAACUAUACAUUUAAAUUAUAGAUAUUUUGAGAUCAAUAAUGCAAAUGGAACUAAAUUAUGGUGGUUCGGAGGUGGAUCCGAUUUAACACCUUCUUACCUUUUUGAGGAAGACGCAAUUCACUUCCAUAAAACAUUAAAGGAUGCAUGUGAUAAACAUGAUCCCUCAUAUUAUCCUGAAUUCAAGAAAUGGUGUGAUGAAUACUUUUAUUUAAAGCAUCGUAAUGAAUCACGAGGGGUUGGUGGUAUAUUCUUUGAUGAUUUAGACAGAAAACCUCAAGAAGAAAUAUUUGCUUUUAUAAAGCAAUGUGGUGAUGCUUUUCUCCCUUCUUAUGUUCCGAUCAUUCAAAAGAGAAAAGAUAUGAAAUUUGGUGAAGAGGAGAAACAUUGGCAACAAUUACGAAGAGGAAGAUACGUUGAAUUUAAUCUUAUAUGGGAUCGUGGAACAAAGUUUGGAUUACAAACUCCGGGUGCAAGAAUCGAAAGUAUAUUUAUGUCAUUACCUCUAACUGCAAGAUGGGAAUAUAUGCAUAAACCCGAGAAAAAUAGUCGUGAAGAUAAUUUGAUGGAAGUGUUGAAAAAUCCGCGUGAUUGGGUAGCAUAG